Messenger RNA from Rhinichthys klamathensis goyatoka, 1060 nucleotides. RefSeq names its product nuclease EXOG, mitochondrial-like. The coding region runs from base 16 to 1053 and encodes 345 amino acids. The transcript has 6 exons. Lineage: Eukaryota; Metazoa; Chordata; Actinopteri; Cypriniformes; Leuciscidae. Gene Ontology annotation, biological process: apoptotic DNA fragmentation. The record is from RefSeq and is a predicted model, not a curated record. Gene Ontology annotation, cellular component: nucleus; mitochondrial inner membrane. Gene Ontology annotation, molecular function: metal ion binding; nucleic acid binding; single-stranded DNA endonuclease activity.
UAACCGUCAUAUAUAAUGAUGGUGUCAGUGAGGUUCAUCAGCGGCUUCGUGUUCGGCGCUGGUUCCGGUGUCGCGGCUCUCAAACUAUAUCAGUAUGAAGAAGAGAAAACACACACAGGAAGCUCCGCCCAUCGCCUGAUCGAGCGCUUCGGUCUUCCGCAAACCGGCGCCGAGACCCGGUUCUACAUCAACCACGUGUUAUCCUACGAUCAGAGCCGGCGGACGCCCAGAUGGGUGGCAGAACAUCUGUCGGGUCAAAGGUUACUGGGUCAAGCCGACAGAAAACACUGCAAAUUUAAACCGGAUCCCGAGAUUCCCGAGGCCUUCACGGCCCGGAACGAGGAUUACCUGAGGAGCGGCUGGUCUCGCGGACACAUGGCUCCGGCCGGAGACAACAAGAUCUCUGAGCAAGCGAUGGCAGAGACUUUCUAUCUGUCCAACAUCGUCCCACAGAACUACGAGAACAACGCAGGCUUCUGGAACAGGUUGGAGAUGUACUGUCGAGAUCUGACUCAGAGGUUCAGUGACGUGUGGCUGGUGUCUGGACCGCUGAUGCUGCCGCAGGUGCGCGAGGACGGACACAAGAGCGUCUCCUAUCAGCUGAUUGGGAAAGACGACGUUGCGGUUCCCACACACCUCUUCAAGAUCGUCCUCGCGCAGAAGGACUUGUCUCCGGACUCUCUGGCUCUCGGGGCGUUCGUGGUCCCGAACUCUCCGAUCGGGUUCGAGCGCCCCCUCACAGACUUCCAGGUGAGCCUGACGGACUUACAGCGCAUGUCCGGCCUGAGCUUCUUCCCCGCGCUGGAGCGGCUCGAGGAGCCGAGGAACCUGUGUGAGGUGGACUCGUGUCGGCUGAUGGACUUCACGCAGUUCUCGCUCUACAUCAGCGGGCGGAAGGUCACGAGCGCCAGGACUCUCUCUCGCCUGGAGAAGAUCAUGGCGGAGCUCACACACGCAGGCAUCACACCCGACGAGCAUCUCCAGACCCUGUACCUGGAGAAGAGACGAGAGCUGGUGGAGAAGGAGCAGCGCGAGAACAAGCCUGAGCUCUGAGCCGUCC